Molecule: messenger RNA, 1455 nt
Organism: Ziziphus jujuba (common jujube)
Lineage: Eukaryota; Viridiplantae; Streptophyta; Magnoliopsida; Rosales; Rhamnaceae
Product: large ribosomal subunit protein uL2m
Exons: 4
Coding region: 718-1323 (201 amino acids)
Biological process (GO): cytoplasmic translation
Cellular component (GO): ribosome
Molecular function (GO): structural constituent of ribosome; RNA binding
Source: RefSeq, a predicted model, not a curated record
UCCUUACUAAAAGGGUUUUUAAAGAGGCCUCCUAAACCCUCUUCUUCUUCUCUUCCAAGCAGGUCCAUCUCCUUCUUUCUCUGCAGUCCGGCGCGACCCCUCGGCAGCUGUAGGUGAAACAUCUCGGUUUUUUCCCAACUGGGUAGCUCGGAUUUUUAUUCUUAUUUAUUUUUACUCUGUUUUGGGAAUGUUAUUUUCUUGGAGGUUUCAAUCACAAUACCAAAAGCUUCUUCGACUCCUCAUAGCUCUGCCUAUUUGAGCUCUGCCCUUCUUUCACUCAAGAAAUCCACAAUUUUUUUUUUCUUUUUUUGAAAUGAUUUUGGUUAUGUGAGCAGGCAAUUGCAACGGGGGUGUUAUCGGCGUUCAGUAAUUCUCAGAAGCUCAACUGGCAUACAGAAACUUCAAGUCAGACGGCAUUCUUCUGAAAGUGGGUUUUUGAGAAAAAGUUUGAAUUGUGAAAACGACAAAUCCUCAAGAGGUAUUGCUGCAAAAAACCCCAAAAUAGAAAGUAGGCGUCUUUGUUCAUCCCCUUCCCUUGGGUCAUGAGUCCAGUUCCACUACAGUAGCAACCAAACAGGGUUCUUCUUGUUAUGUCCUGUUCAUGCACCUCAUGCCUCAGCUGAUGGAUUUUCCAAUCUUCAGGCCGUGGAUAGUGAGAGAAAAAAGGAAACCCUGGAAAUUGUGAGCUGAGAACUCGGUGAGGGCUUUUUGGAUUCAAUGGCUCUAUGGAGAGCAGGCGCUGCUUCGACAACCCUCUUCAACACCUUCGUCCGUCCAUCUUACCUCUUCACCGCCUCUCGCCAUCUUUCUACCGAUGUAGCUGAUGGUUCACUGCGUAAUAGCAUGAAGAACCAGUUGCUUCAUGUGGAUAUCAAUUCUCUAAUAGGCAGUUGCAUGCCUCUAUCUUCUAUGCGAAUUGGAACCAUCAUCCACAACAUUGAGGUGAACCCGGGUCAAGGUGCCAAGCUAGUUCGAGCGGCAGGAACUUGUGCAAAGAUUCUGAAAGAGCCCUCCUCAACAAAGUGUCUUGUGAUGCUGCCUUCUGGUGCUGAAAAGUGGAUUGAUUCUCAGUGCCGUGCCACAAUUGGUACGGUGUCUAAUGCAAGCCAUGGAACGAAGAAGCUCAGGAAGGCUGGACAAAGCAGGUGGCUGGGACGAAGACCGGUGGUUCGUGGUGUGGCAAUGAAUCCAGUGGAUCAUCCCCACGGUGGAGGUGAGGGACGGAGCAAGAGUAGUGGGGCAUGGGGGAAAGGUUCUCGAACACCUUGGGGCAAGCCAACCAAGUCUGGAUUCAAGACUGGACCCCUGAAGCGCAGAAAGUAAUGUCUGAGCCUUUUCUUUUUCAAUGCUAUUUUUGGAACUUACAAUUUUUUUUUUUUUUAAUGAACUAGAUGACCUAAUAAUAUGUGCACUUGAAAUGUUGACCUUUUCAAAGAAAUUUCUGAAGUUUGUAUU